CAUCCCUAGACCUGAUUAUCUAAACAUUUUUUUUAUGUUAAAAUGCACGUUAACGCUAGAAUCUUAACUCAUAGAUUGGCGCAACAAUGCACCUUCAACCGGAUUGUCACAUUUUCCACUAAGCCGACACAGCAGGCUGCAGCAGUCGCAGUGCCGCAACAGCAAGAAGCAGCUGGUCCGCCAGUUCGAAAACCCAUCGUGCCUGCACACUAUCGCUUUGUCUAUCCAGAGUUUCUGCCCGAUCCCAAAGUGGAAUGGCGAAACUCGGUGCGCGAAAAGCUGGAACGUCUGGAUAUGCUAGACCGUCGGCGCCAAAUCGAACUACCCGAGUUCUAUGUGGGCUCCAUUCUGGCUGUGACCAGCUCUGAUCCCCAUGCGGCCGGUAAGACCAGCCGAUUCGUGGGCAUUUGUAUACACCGUGAACGCUGUGGACUUCGCGCUCGUUUUAUUCUUCGCAAUGUCAUCGAUCACCAGGGCAUAGAGGUAGUCUACGAGCUGUACGAUCCCACCAUACAGAAAGUCGAGGUAUUGCGUCUAGAGAAGCGUCUGGACGAUAGUCUAUUCUAUUUGCGCGAUGCACUGCCGGAAUAUAGCACAUUUGAUGAACACAUGGAGGCGGAAACGUUGGAAGAAGGAACUCCAGUGCCUGUCAACGAUAUAAAAGUAGUGUUGCGUCCACGACCCUGGUUGGAGCGCUGGGAACGGCAGAAUUUACGUGGCGUGGCAAACAUUGAUCAGUAUCUGAAGGACAAGCAUCGCAAGUCUGCCGCAAAAGUGCAAAAGCCUUGGGAAAAAUACGACCUGAUGAAGCAAUACCGCUCCACCAUUCCCGAAGAGGAACAAAAGGAGAUCUUUGCAGAGGUACACACCGAAUUGCAUACUUUGGAGCUGCAGCGUAAGCGCAACAAACGAAAACGUACCUUUGUGAAACCCAAGCAGUUGGCAUAGAUGCUCCAUGGCCCUGCAUUUGUUAUUCUAACUUGUAGUUUAAUAAAACCAAAAAUCAUAA
Molecule: messenger RNA, 1009 nt
Organism: Drosophila novamexicana
Lineage: Eukaryota; Metazoa; Arthropoda; Insecta; Diptera; Drosophilidae
Gene: mRpL19
Product: 39S ribosomal protein L19, mitochondrial
Exons: 2
Coding region: 43-948 (301 amino acids)
Biological process (GO): translation
Cellular component (GO): mitochondrial large ribosomal subunit; ribosome
Molecular function (GO): structural constituent of ribosome
Source: RefSeq, a predicted model, not a curated record